AUCUGGAACCCGUUCCUAGUCCAAGUGUUUGGCAAUGGUAUUUACAUGCGGUUGCCUGUUGGUUGCAUCGCAUCUUAUUCCCUUUCCUCCGCAUCCUCCGGUUUGACCUUAUGUGAAAUAUACAUUCCUUGAGCCGCUGUAUUAUAUUUAGACGGCCGAUGCCCCGCGAUUGAGAAUUUGUUUAUUGGGCUCGUUGGAGCCGGCAUAGAUACGCGGUCUGUUGGGGGUUUGAUGGAAUAACCGCCAUAAUGGAACUCUCCAAGGUCGCCAUCAUCGCCGCACCAACCAAGGAGCCCCGAGCAGUGACCAACCCGAGUUCUAGCGUAGUCGCAAUAUUCGUACCCACUCUAGUGGUCAUUCUCCGAUGCCAGCGAGUUCUUGCUGCAGCCUCCCUGUCUCUUCAUAUCAAAGUCAGCUGGCUCGCCCGGCAUCUCUCCCAGGUACUUCGAAUUUUCGCCAGUCAAAUAUAUUCGGCUUCAAAGCUUUUUCGAUACCACACGGCGAUCCUAGGAAGAACGAUAUGGAAGACGAAGCCUAUCCAGCGUCUGAGGAAGAAGAUUGUUUUCGAGUUCUUCACGUUGAUGCUUGGCUCUUGUGGCAACUUACUUUGUCUACUUCUAUUCUGGCCCGGAUGGUGGUUGCUAGGAAUAGCCUGGCUGGUCGUUCGCUGGUUAACUGGCUAAUCAUUUUCGUUUCGUAAGUAGAUUCCAGUAAUUAACCGCAACCCAGCCCACCUAACAAGCGAUAUUAAACAGACCGAUAAA
Messenger RNA from Daldinia vernicosa, 764 nucleotides. RefSeq lists its product as uncharacterized. The transcript has a single exon. The record is from RefSeq and is a predicted model, not a curated record. Lineage: Eukaryota; Fungi; Ascomycota; Sordariomycetes; Xylariales; Hypoxylaceae. The coding region runs from base 249 to 683 and encodes 144 amino acids.